Molecule: messenger RNA, 631 nt
Organism: Suillus subaureus
Lineage: Eukaryota; Fungi; Basidiomycota; Agaricomycetes; Boletales; Suillaceae
Exons: 5
Coding region: 91-546 (151 amino acids)
Source: RefSeq, a predicted model, not a curated record
UGUUGCGAGAACAGGCGAGCGAACGACGGGAGAGGGAGCUAGAACACAAAGAACACAAAGUUUCAACUAGAACUGAGAUGUGCGCGUCUGAUGGGCACUUGGUUUUAUAGGAACGGCGCAAGCCGAUGUCAUUUGGGCGCAGCCUAUUGGCCCGUCUGGCUCAUGCGCUCGGACCUCUCUCUCCCGCUCGUACCUAUCAUGUCGGAUCCUUCGGCUUCCUCACUCUCUUUCUCUUCGGAUCGUUCGGACUUCAACAGUCUGUGCUGGAAUUACUCGUUUCAGAACCACACUGAGCAGUGGCGUGCGGCAUCCCUUAGGACAGCAUGCGUCCCAGUAUUUCUUUUUAUUAAUAUUGGGUAUUCCAUGUGGUUGGUCGACAUGGAUUCCGGUCAUGGGCUCAUCAUGAUAAUCAUUGCAAUCAUCAGCUCUCUCAUAUAUAUUGCUGCACGCAUUACACUAAUCAUCCUUAUGAUGCUGAGCUUGCGAUCACUACCUCCUGGCGUAUACGAUACCGUAGAUUGGACCAGGUUUGUUCCACAUUUUUAGUUUUAUUGCAUUGCCAUACCACAGUAUGCUCACCCGCAUGUUCUCACUAUCACUGUCAAAACCAGAGGCGUGAAUGCAGCUCGGG